Diuraphis noxia (Russian wheat aphid) is the source of this 1350-nucleotide messenger RNA. RefSeq names its product 52 kDa repressor of the inhibitor of the protein kinase-like. Lineage: Eukaryota; Metazoa; Arthropoda; Insecta; Hemiptera; Aphididae. The record is from RefSeq and is a predicted model, not a curated record.
GUAAGGGAUCACACGAAGCUACUGGUCGCUUGGUUUUGGAUAAAUAUGACCACUGGAAAAAUGCUAAAGAAGAUUUUAAAAAACAUGAAAAAACCGACUAUCACAAGUUUAAUCAGUUACAAGAAAAAAAUGUCCUAUCUAUAAAAGAAAAAAAAUCCAUAUCUAUAGAUCUGCAGUUAAAUGAAGCCAAAAAAAAAAGAAGACUGGCUUUGAGAGGGCAUUUUGAUCAUGGUCUUAAAUCUUUACAAACUAAAGUUGAUWAUUCAAAUGAAGAUGAUAAAACACUAAAUGAAGGUAAUUUUYGUGCUCUUUUGAAGUUUAGAAUUGAUGCAGGUGAUUGCGAUUUGGAAAACCAUCUAAAUACUGCUUCCAAAAAUGCUACUUACAUUAGUCCUAGAGUACAGAAUGAAAUAAUAUCAAGUUGUAACAAUAUUAUUCUAAAAAAAUUAGUGGACCAAAUUAAUAAUGCUGAAUGUUUUGCUUUAUUAGCAGACGAAACAAUGGAUGUAUCUACAAAGGAACAACUUUCAAUUUGUAUAAGAUAUUUUGAUGAUGGUGAAAAAAAGAUAAGAGAAGACUUUCUUCAAUUUGUACAAGUUAAUGAUGUCAGUGGUAAAGGUCUUGCUGAUACUAUUUUAGAAAGUAUCUCAAGUUUUGGUAUAAACCCCAAAUUUAUGAUCGGCCAAGGUUACGACGGAGCUGCUGCUAUGAGCGGACAGUUUAAAGGUGUACAAACUAGAAUUCGUGAAAUUUAUCCACUAGCUUAUUACAUCCAUUGUAGCGCUCAUUGCCUGAAUUUGGUAAUUUCUGAUUCUUGUAAUAUCCCGGAAAUUCGUAAUACGAUAGGUACCAUACAAUCAAUUUGUAAUUUUUUUGGAUACCCAAAACGACUUGAGGUGCUUCAAAGAUGUAUUAAAGAUUUGUUUCCUAGUUCUAAAGCUAGCAGGUUGAAACAAAUGUGUCCAACGCGUUGGGUACAGCGCCACGAUGCUGUUAUUUUAUAUGAAGAGAUGCAGCUCGCUGUAGUCAGUGUGUUAGAAAUAUCUAAUAAUUCAAGUACUGGAUCUAUUGAAGAAUAUUCUUGGAUUUCUAGUAAUAUAUCAUCUCAGGCAGAUCAAUUAUUAUGUGCUAUUAAAAAAUUACAAUUUCAAGUUUCUCUUUACGUUUUAACUAAAGUCCUAUCUAUUAGUGUUGGUUUGAGUCGUAGUUUGCAACUAGAAAAUUCAGAUUUAAAAACUACAUUAGAUGCUGCUUCAUCUGUUGAGAAUUUAAUUGAACAACUUCGUAUUAACAGUGAAAAUGAAUUUAUGAAAUUAUUUGAAACUGUUAAGAAAACUUGUGAACAAAUUG